AUGUUCAAUCCGAUUUUGUUGUUUCAGACAUGGCAGGAAAAAGAGGCCGGAAAAGUGGUGUUGUACACGACCACCAUGGGGAUAGUCAGGGACACGUACCAGCGGUGCCUGCAGGUCAGGCAAAUACUGAGGACUCAUCUGGUCAAGUACGUGGAAAGAGACGUCUUCAUGAGCCGGGAAGUGCAGAAGGAAAUCCGAGAACGUCUCGGCGGCGACGAAAUUUCAGUGCCGCAGCUGUUCGUCGAAGGGAACCUCAUCGGAGAUGCAGAAGCCGUAGAAAGACUGAACGAAUCUGGGGAACUCCGAUCGAUUUUAAAACCAUUUAAGAGUCCGGACGCGUGUACGACGUGCCAAGUUUGCGGGGGCUACAGACUGCUGCCCUGUCCGAUGUGCAACGGAAGCAAGAAAUCUGUGCACAGGAAUCACUUCACCACCGAAAUGAUCGCCCUCAAGUGUAUGAACUGCGACGAAGUUGGAUUAGUACAAUGUUACGCCUGUUGA
Molecule: messenger RNA, 501 nt
Organism: Macrosiphum euphorbiae (potato aphid)
Lineage: Eukaryota; Metazoa; Arthropoda; Insecta; Hemiptera; Aphididae
Source: the annotation of a GenBank genome assembly